Molecule: messenger RNA, 312 nt
Organism: Echinostoma caproni
Lineage: Eukaryota; Metazoa; Platyhelminthes; Trematoda; Plagiorchiida; Echinostomatidae
Source: the annotation of a GenBank genome assembly
AGAUCCACCCAUUCACCGGCGAUGUUCGUUGCCCAAUGCAUUAUACAUCUAAUUUCAUUCCACUAUUCGUCUACUCUUUCAAGUUACGAAACUGUCUUUAUGAGAGCCGUGCAGUGCUUCAUUUCAACUAGGAUCUCCCUCUUUCUCUUAUACUUUUUGGUUAUCUCCUACGGCGAGAUGGUCGCAUGCGAUAAUCGCGAUUGCCCUAUUGAAUGGUUCCAUUUUGAAUGCGUUGGAUUGACUAGUAAACCCCGUGGUCAGUGGUACUGUCCGCAAUGCACAGCUGAAGGAAUCAAAGAAAAAGACGACUGA